Molecule: messenger RNA, 4066 nt
Organism: Aplysia californica (California sea hare)
Lineage: Eukaryota; Metazoa; Mollusca; Gastropoda; Aplysiida; Aplysiidae
Product: ubiquitin carboxyl-terminal hydrolase 28
Biological process (GO): regulation of protein stability; protein deubiquitination
Cellular component (GO): nucleus; cytosol
Molecular function (GO): cysteine-type deubiquitinase activity; cysteine-type endopeptidase activity
Source: RefSeq, a predicted model, not a curated record
UAUGAAAACGGUAUCAUCAUGUUUUGAUGGCCGCCAUCUUCGUACGGUAACUUUGUGGAUGGUUAUAGCGAUGACUGUGGAGCAGUCUCCUUUACCAGUCAGAACAGGGCAGCGUACACGAGAUGAGAAUCUGACAUAUGCCAAAGUUCGAGAAGUAACAGGAGCCCCGGACCAUGUGAUUGAGGAAGCCAUUAGGGCUUGUAUCCGCACUGACGGCACGUAUAAGGUGGAAGAUGUUGUAACAACCAUCAUUGCUGAUGACUCUGUGUCUGCCGUGGCAAAGUCAAAAAAUGGCAACACCCAGACAAGUACAAAGCCCGUGGACCAGGUGGAUGCAUUACCAGGGCCAUCAAUUGGUCAAACUGCGGCCAAUAAUGGUCAGAAGAAGGCGACCUCGGGUAACACCUCUGCUAUGUCCAAGCUAGCCGGACCUGUACCAGAAGAAUUUAUUGAUCUCACAAGAGACAAUCAGGGAAUCUUGGGAGGCCAAGUGAGUCGAGAGGAGCAAGACAUCAGCAGGGUCUUGGAAGCAAGCCUGGCUGAGAGCAAAGGUAGCUCUAAGCGGAAACGCGGAGAGCUAUGGUUCAUCGACCCACUCAACCCGCAUGAGAGGACACGGCAGGAGGGCUGGCCGGUGGGCCUCAAGAACGUGGGCAAUACCUGCUGGUUCAGUGCAGUCAUACAGUCACUCUUUCACCUCCCCAAGUUCAGAGAGAUUAUUUUGAACUUCAAACAAGCUGGUCCUUCUUCAAGUGAGCUCUGUCCCAACCUGCGGUUUGUGUCGGAGCUGCGUCACCUGUUUGGCCUCCUGCUGGCCUCCAAGAGGAAGUACGUGGACCCCAGCAAGGCGGUGGACAUCCUGAAGGAGACCUCCUCCACCACCGCCCUCGAUGGACAGCAGGAUGUGAGUGAGUUUCAGCACAAGUUACUGGAUUGGCUAGAAGACGCCUUCAAGGUUCCCGUCGACCCCAGCCUGUCUGCGGGUGCGAGCCAGCAUCGAGAGAACCCUGUCAACCAGCUGUUCCAGGGAAAGUACAAGGCAGAAGGAAUCCACGAAGGCACGGUGUUUUCUCAGGAAGUGACCUUUGGUCAGUACCCGCUCAACGUGGUGGGCUUCAGUGACAUUCACGAGAGCCUGGAAGCUACAACAGCUCAGGGCGAAAUCGAGACAAUCAGCAGGGACUCCAGCAAGAAGUCUGGCCAGGAGAUCUGGUUCACGCACCUGCCCGUCGUCUUGACCUUUGAACUUUCUCGGUUUGGCUUCAACCAGCAGCUGAACAGGGCGGAAAAAAUUCAUCAGCAGCUGAGUUUUCCGCCUGUCCUUUAUGUAGAUAGAUAUUUGGAGUGCAACAAGACGGUGACCCGCCAGAAGAGAGAGGAGGCGCGGAAACUGAAGGAGGAGCUGGGGAGUCUGCAGGCCAGACUGGACAAAUUCAUGAACUUUGGGUCGAGCAGCAAGAGGUACCCCCUGCCAGACGUGCUGCAGUAUGCUCUUGAAUUUGCCCAGAGUUCUCCGUCUCGCGGCCCGGAGAUCACAGUACCUCCGACCUCGCCCCAUCACCCCCAUGAUGUGGAAAUGGAAUCUCCAGUGCCAUGUUCAAGAGUUGAGAAUACUCCAGAAAAGUCAUCCCUCUCCGCUGACGUGUCCAUGUCCUCGACGGGAGAGUGCUCGCAGACACCUGCGUCCUCGGCAGCACCGUCGUCUGUUGGCAUGACGAGUACGCCCACAAUGUCCAUCAACACCUCCUCCUCCUCCUCCUCUGCGCUGGCAUUCCCAGGAUCCUCGUCGUUCAGCGUGGCGGCCCCCACCCCGGCUCCUGCCUCCUCGCACGCUCACAAAACAGGGGAGAAAAACGCCUCUGCUCUUCCUCCCCCCUCCUCCUCCUCCUCCUCCUCCUGUUUGUCGUCCUCUUCAACAGCGGCCCCUGAAGCAAAAAAGUUCAAGGAUUCGUCGACGCAGUCGGACUACAGUAACAGCAACGCUGGCGUGCUCUUAUGCCCAACCUCCACUGCCGCCGCCGCCCCUCUUCCCUCCUCCCACCCCUCCUCCUCCUCCUCCCCCCGCACACACAACGUUGGCCCCCAGCCCGGGUCUUGCUUCCAGCCCCCCGACCCCUCCUCCCCUUCCCCCUCAGCCUCCCCACUGACGUACAGCAACACUGCCCCGCCACGCGGCUCACCGCUGUCUUCUGUUCCAUUCCUGGAACCUCACCCAAAGAGUGUGACGGAGGAGGAGCUGAGAGUGCUUCAGGACUGCUUGCGACGCUGGAGACAGGAAGUGGAAGCUGAUGUCAGAGAGCUACAAAGAAACAUCUCCACCCUGAAAGGCAAGCUGGAUAGGAUGUACUCCGACGACUACAUGAAAAAGUACCCUUACCACCUGCACUCUGUUCUGGUGCACGAGGGCCAGGCGGUGUCCGGUCACUACUGGUCCUUCAUCUACGACGACCGCCGCUCCAAGUGGCUCAAGUUCAACGACAUCACCGUCUCGGAGUCCUCGGAGGAGGAGAUGCACAAGGAGAGCGUGGGCGGCUUCCACAACGCCAGCGCCUACUGCCUCAUGUAUGUCGACCGCUCGCGGCUGGAGCGGGGUCAAGGUGACAGUAACACCAGUGCUAAAGCCGCGCACGACCUUCUGCCCAGCCUGCCCCUUGACCUCCGGCGAGCGAUCGAGGAAGACAACGCCGUCUUCGACCAGGAGAUACUGUCCUGGGACGAGGAACAGCGGAGAAAAGUGGCAGCGACCUCGGCGGCGUCUAAGUCGUCGUCGGUGUCCACAGCCACGCAGCCAGCCUCGACCUCCGCUUCGUCGUCAUCUCUGCCGUCCACCGUUCAGCAGCCCUCGGGGUCGACUUCGACCUCGACCAUGACCCCCACGACAUCCUCCUCGUCUCAGUCGUCCCAGUGGCGUCUGGUGUCGGAGAUGUGGGCGGAGAACCCGGAGCAGCCAGCUUCAAGGUCGUCAAGGUCACGGUCAGAUGAUCAGGACGUGGUAUUCACGGGAGAGCAGCGACCAGGUGAGGUGACCAUCAUCCAGCCAAUGAACUCCUCCUUGUCCCACCUGGCCAAACUGCACGCCCAGCUCUCCCUCCAGGCCACGCUUUCCGCCGUCACCCAGAGUGGCCUCUCGGCCGUUCCCGGCGUGACCCCUGACGAGGUCAUGAUCAAGUCCCUGGAAAGGGAGCUCCAGCGUUUGAAGAGCGCUUCCAAAACCUGGCUGUCCAAGCAGUCAUCGGAGGACCCGCGGCUGGACCACAUGGUGCUCUACCUACUGUCCAGCGCAGCUGACCUCAACACCAUCAAGGUGGUGCUCAGCGAACAGUUCUCUCUCUGCGAGAUGCUGGACACAGUCAGCAGAGUGAAGGGCGUGCGGCAGAAGGCUCAGGAGAUGUACUCACAACUCUAUCGUCAGUCUAGCGACGACAGCAUCAAGAACUACAAGUUCUGGCACAAAAGGUACCACCACUUCAGGCAGGCCGUCUUCAUGUUCAGUGUGGCUGUGGAUGCGUAUUGUGCUGACAGGUUCCAGGAGGCCUUGCCCUACUUCAACCAGGCCUGGCUUCACAACUGCGAGCCGGACGUCCCCAAGUCCAUGAUGAACUCUGGGGGUCAAAUUGAUCCCAAGAUGUUGGCUUCUCUCCGCAGGAGAUGUCUGCAGAAGAAAAAGUGGAGAAACUCCAAGACUUUCUGUCCAAGAUGUUUGAGAGCGGCAACGGUUCGCACGAGAGCCCCAAGGCUGUGAAGCCCAACGAGCUGAUGGGGACACUGACGGAGAAAUACCGUUGCGCCCUCCGCAGGCUGAAGGAAAGGGGAGAGCUGGCCGCAGUGUGGUCUCAGUCCAGCUAGCGGAGAGCGCGACCAGGAGGAGGAGGAUUGUACGCAGAGUGACCUGAAUUGUGGGAGAUUGGGGAGGGGGGGGGGUGUGUUGUGACGACACAUGUUUUGUCAUGAUUAACUGAGGAGAAUAAGAUUCCAGGCCUGCCUGAUGUUCCAGAUUUCUCAGGACUGCCUCCGAAUGUAGCAAUCAGGAAUGUGAGAGGACAUUACAAACACUACACCAGAACCA